This is a messenger RNA of Metschnikowia bicuspidata var. bicuspidata NRRL YB-4993, 1281 nucleotides long. RefSeq lists its product as uncharacterized. Gene Ontology annotation, cellular component: nucleus. The record is from RefSeq and is a predicted model, not a curated record. The coding region runs from base 1 to 1281 and encodes 426 amino acids. The transcript is spliced from 2 exons. NCBI's taxonomy places the organism in Eukaryota, Fungi, Ascomycota, Pichiomycetes, Serinales, Metschnikowiaceae. Gene Ontology annotation, biological process: transcription by RNA polymerase II.
AUGGACUUAAUUGGCGACAUUGUAGAACACGAGGCCAGCGCCCCCUCAAACCCCGUCGUGGACCAGCACGCCGCGGCCAGCGGGUUCCCCCAGUUGAGGAAAUUCGAAGGCCUCAAGCCGCGGAAUUCCCGGUUCAGAUCGGGCGGGCCGAGGCUGUCUCCGGCAGAGUCCAAAAUGCACGCCGGCGCCCGGCACUCUGCACCCAAGGACGAGGAGUCCUUGACCGAGGCCCAGCGCAUCCAUCGCGAGAACCUCGAGAAGAUAUCUGCCCUCACGGAGGACGAGCUCACGCACGAACGCGAAGAGCUUCUCCAGGGCCUUGAUCCGCGGCUUGUCCAGACGUUGCUCCGGCGCACAGAGGCGCGGGUGGCGGACCAUGACCACGACCAUGCCGAGGGGUACGGCGGCUGGAUCGGCAGCGGCAAAAACGGCGCGAGUCUCCCUGCUCUCAACGACCAGGAUGUGAACCGUGCGCUAGGCAUCAAGUCUGUGUCGUUCAGGGAGGAUGUGGAAGACAAAGAACACGCCGAAGGCCCGGACGAAGACGCCGAGGUGGCGCCCGAGGGCUACCAAAUCGUGCCCGAGACGCAGCCCGAGGUGCAUUUCCCCAAGCCCAGGCCCGCCCGCGAGGACCCGGACUUGGAUCUCGACGACCCGGCCUUUUUCUCGCGGCUCCACGAAAAGUACUUCCCGGACUUGCCCAAGGAAACCAGCAAGCUCGCGUGGAUGACCACGCCCAUGCCCACGCACGCAGUGGCGUCGUACGAGGCCAUCGGCGACAUGCGCUUCGACUUCAAAGGCAACUUGGUGCAGCUCGACCAGAAGGCGCGAGACACGCCCACGCACUUGGGGCUCCACCACCACGCAGAAAACCCGCAGCUUGCGGGCUAUACCUUGGGCGAGUUGGUACAUCUCUCGCGGUCCGUGGUGCCCACGCAGCGCUGCUUGGGCAUCCAGAUGUUGGGCCGCGUUUUGCACAAGUUGGGCUUGCACAAGUACAACGUGAUGCCCGUCGUGGGGCCGGGCGACGCGGCCUCCGGCUUCGAGGCCGCGGCGCAUGAGCUCAUGGGCCAGUUUGAGGACAUGAUGUGGGACUUGGUCGAGAGCCUCCGCGUGGUGGAAUCGCUCACGGAGGCCAGUGACGAGACACGCACUCGCAACCUCUCGGUGCGGAGCUAUGCCAUCGAGGCCUUGUGGCUCUGGAAACAGGGCGGCGGCCGGCCCCCUGCGGCCCAGAAAAGCGAGGUCGACGCGUUGGCGGAGAACUUGCACCGCAUGUGA